This is a messenger RNA of Larimichthys crocea (large yellow croaker), 1550 nucleotides long. RefSeq names its product arsenite methyltransferase. The transcript is spliced from 10 exons. The record is from RefSeq and is a predicted model, not a curated record. Lineage: Eukaryota; Metazoa; Chordata; Actinopteri; Sciaenidae. Gene Ontology annotation, cellular component: cytosol. Bases 110 to 1195 code for a protein of 361 amino acids. Gene Ontology annotation, molecular function: arsenite methyltransferase activity. Gene Ontology annotation, biological process: arsonoacetate metabolic process; toxin metabolic process.
GAGUAGAUAGCACUCGAUGACAGUGAGGCAGGUGUGACCUAAAUACUGGGAUCAAACUUCACACAGUUUGAAGACACUUUGAUAAUUGUUUGUGACGCUGCGGGACGUGAUGGCGACUAGUGACGACGUGCGGGACAAUGUGAAGAAAUACUAUGGCAGUCGACUGGAGUCCUCCUGUGAUUUGCAAACCAGUGCUGCCUCCUGCAGUUUGUCCUGCCGUCCACCGCCAAGAAGUGUCACGGAUGCAUUGAGCCAGGUUCACCCAGAGGUGACCAAAAGGUUCUUCGGCUGUGGCCUCCCAUUUCCAGCAAAGCUCGAGGGCUGCAGAGUCCUGGAUCUCGGCAGCGGCUCUGGCAGGGACUCUUACGCCUUCAGUAAACUCGUUGGAUCAAGCGGACAUGUGACAGGGAUUGAUAUGACGGAGGAGCUGAUCACAGUGUCCCGUCAGUACGUUGAGUAUCAUCAAAAGAAGUUUGGCUAUGAGGAGCCCAACGUCUCUUUUGUCCAGGGGUACAUGGAGAAGCUCAGUGAAGCUGGCAUACAAAGUGACUCAAUGGAUGUUUUGCUAUCCAACUGCGUAGUCUGUUUGUGUCCUGAUAAAGGAGCUGUGCUGCAGCAGGCGUACAAUGUUCUAAAGGAGGGAGGUGAACUCUACUUUAGUGACAUGUAUGCCAGCAAAGUUGUUCCUGAUCACAUGACGCAAGACCCAGUCCUGUGGGGUGAAGGAAUGGGCGGUGCUCAGUUUUGGCAGGAUUUCAUUUCAUUGGCCCGCAGUGUUGGUUUCAGCACUCCACACCUUGUCUCAGCAAGCAACAUUGUGAUCUACAACAGUGACCUCAAAGCAAAAGCAGGUGACAUCAGUUAUGCUUCAGGCACUUAUCGGCUCUUUAAGCUGCCCAAAAGUCCUCUCGUGUCUGAGGCAACAGUGACCUAUAAAGGAACAGUGGCAGAGUUUCCACAUCAGCUGGACUUUGAUUCCUCACACUGUUUCAAGACAGAUGUGGCAGUGAAGGUAAAUGGAGAGAUGGCAGCAAUCCUCCAGAGUUCCCGUUUCUCUUCGGAUUUCAAAAUCCAGACAUCGGAUAAACCAGAGUCCAGCUCAGAGUCUACGCCACAGUACUGCCACCUCAACCCAUUUCUGCUGGCUGACAAACUGGGAUCCUCAGUAAAACAGUGCUCCAAAACAAAAAAAUAAAUAAGUAGGUGAAGAUUGGGGACACUACGGAAAUGAAACACAUUUUUAGAUUUUGAUAAAUUCAUUUUGAUAACAGUCAUUUCACGUGCCAGUUGGCAGCAACCUCUUGUGAUAUACUUAUAAUACUUAACUAAUAGUAUGAUGGUUUAUAGUUGUUUGGCAGCUCAUGUUGUCACAGUAUUAUGAUAAUCAAGUGUUCAGAUACUAAAAUAAUAUCAGUAAUACAAUUGUUUUAACUUGCAGUAUAUUGCAUUUUCGUUUCAACCUUGAUCUACUUGAGUAACGUUUAAGUAAAGUAAAUUUACUGUAAAAAUGACAAAAAAUUAAGUAAAGACUACUGAGAGUGGACCAUUGU